GCGACCGCGAUCUUCAUUCACCGUGCCAAGGGCAGCACGACGACAGCCAAGUCUCAAACGUUCCUCCAACAGCACGCAUCAUGACCGCCAAGACGACGACCUCUACAACCACCGGGACUCCUGGCGCCCUGAAGCAGCCCCCCGCGCUCUACUCGUGGUGCGACGCUUCCGCGGCGACGACAACACGCCGACCCGUGGUUCCCGUUCCAACUCGCGCGAACAAGCCGUCGGCACGGCCAAUCCAGCGCCAUACUCGACCCACGAAACAAGUUAUGCCUCCGCGAAACGCGAUGAAGCGACAGCAAGAAGCCAUGGCUAAUACACGAGCGACUAUGUUGAACCGAAGUGGGGUGUCCCAGACUGUGACGGAUACAAUCAUCCAAAAGGCCAAGUUCGCCUCGGCCUUCCUUGGUGUCGUGCCCAAGCUCAUGUGAGCUCACUCCUCAUUAUGCCUGACAGCCCCUCUUCGAACAGAUUGACCUCGAGGGGCAUGCAUGAACAUCCAUGCCUUCGUCUUACCUUAUUGCCCUAAUUUAACCCCACGUUUGCGAUUCA
This is a messenger RNA of Aphanomyces invadans, 555 nucleotides long. RefSeq lists its product as hypothetical. NCBI's taxonomy places the organism in Eukaryota, Oomycota, Saprolegniomycetes, Saprolegniales, Verrucalvaceae. The coding region runs from base 81 to 434 and encodes 117 amino acids. The record is from RefSeq and is a predicted model, not a curated record. The transcript has a single exon.